UUCCUAGAGAGAGAGAGAGAACCGCGAAAGCUAAUCCCACAGAAGGAGUAUGUCAAAAAAAUUUCCUCACCGAAACCCUAGAUUUUGAUUACAAGAUGAAAACCCACUUCAGAAAAAUUCUAGGAUUUUGAAUUGGGUUUGAAAUUUAAAGCCUAUUGGCAUAGAGGUAAACCUUUUUAGUCUCAAUCUCUGCCUCCCAUUAUUGGAUUUUUCAGUUUCUGUUUAGGCAGUGAUCCGCGAGCCUUCGAUUAUUUUGGACUGAUUCGAAAUUCUUAGAAGUUCGGGAUUCUGAUUCUAAUUGGAUUCCAUUUGGGAUUUGCAAGUUCUAUUUGAUAUAAACUGGAAUCGUCCCGUUGGUCUUUUUUUUUUUUUUUUUUUUUUCUUUUUCUUUUUGAAUCACUCUGGUCUUUGAGAUCGUAUAUCUGAAAGUUUAGUGGAAACUGAAAAGAGGAUCUGAAUUUUUGGGAUUCAAUUCGCGGUGGGCUUGUGCGGAUUAAGGUUUGGGGCGUUUUAAUUUGAAAUUUAGCAUUGAGAAGGAGUUGUGGGUUCAGUGAGUUUGGGUUUGAUUUAAAGGUGGCUUGGUGCUUUUGAACGUAUACUUGGAAAAUAAUUUUGGGUUUGUGAAUGUGAGGUCAUACAUUGGAGAUUUAUUGAAUUGGUGGACUAUUCGGUGGUGGGAUUGGUGAAUUGGUUGCGGCAUUUUGGAAUUCAGCUUUGGAAGACAAUCUUGGGUUAUGUGAAUGAGAGGUUUUUGUAGAGUAGAAAGGAGAUGAAACCCAAGGUUGUGGAUUUGGAGGUACAAUGACUGGAGGGUCAUUGGGUUUACGUACGGGGAGUUAUGGAUCACUGCAACAACAGAUACAGAACGGCUUCUUGCCGGCGACUCAGGCAACACCAAUACUUGUGCGAAAGCCUACGAAGAUGUUUUUUUCUAGUUCAAGGGAGAAGGAAAGGAUUCUCCUCUUUAUUUGCCGAUAUGCCGGUCGGAGGAGGGUUGCAAUGCUCCUCUUGGUUGUCCUUGCUCUUUUGGUUUUUGUGUUCGGUUCCUUUAUGGUUAAUAAAGCAGAAUCGAACAUCACUUCAAAUAUCGGAAGCAUGGAUCCCUAUCUGUCAAAUCAUCCUGUGUCCUCAAAUCUACCAGGAGUAGAAGAUUAUCUUUGGGGUAAAAAUGCUUCUGGACAGCUCUCUUUGAAAGGAAGAGAUCAGAGUGGAGCUCUGUCUCCUCCUCCUCCUCCUCCUCCUCCUCCUACUGCCUCUGCUGCUGCAAGAGCUAUAGAUGUUACAAGGUCUUCCCCUCCAUCAGGCCAUCUGUGUGGAAAAUUUGUAUUUCCUCCUCCCCCGCCAGCCAAUAGUAAAAGGAUUGGACCACGUCCAUGCCCAGUAUGUUACCUCCCUGUGGAGCAGGCAAUAGCUAGUAUGCCAAGCUCCCCAUCAGCAUCACCGGUGCUUCGUAAUUUGACAUAUGUUCAUGAUGAUAAUCCUAUUAAAACUGAGACUCAUGGAGGCUCUGACUUCGGUGGAUAUCCUUCUCUAAAGCAGAGGAAUGACUCUUUUGAUAUAAAAGAGUCAAUGGCAGUGCACUGUGGAUUUGUUAAAGGAAGCAAACCUGGUUACCAGAGUGGAUUUGAUAUUCAUGAAGCUGACCUUAUGGAGUUGGCGCAAUUUCAUGAGGUUAUUGUUGCAUCAGCCAUAUUUGGAAACUAUGACGUUAUCCAACAGCCCAAGAACAUUAGUGAAGCAGCAAGGAAAAAUGUUCCUUUUUAUAUGUUUAUUGAUGAAGAGACAGAGGCUUAUAUGAAGAAUUCCAGUGUCUUGGACAGCAGUAAGAAGGUUGGGUUAUGGAGAACUAUUGUUGUUCAUAAUAUUCCAUACACUGAUCCAAGACGUAAUGGAAAGGUUCCAAAGCUUCUAUUGCAUAGGAUCUUCCCCAAUGUCCGGUAUUCUAUAUGGAUUGAUGGAAAGCUCCAGCUUGUUGCGGAUCCAUAUCAAAUUCUUGAGAGGUUCUUGUGGCGCGAAAAUGCUAAUCUUGCCAUCUCAAGACACUAUAAACGCUUUGAUGUGUAUGAAGAGGCUGAAGCUAAUAAAGCUGCUGGGAAAUACGAGAAUGCCUCCAUUGACUACCAGAUUGAGUUUUAUAGAAGGGAGGGUUUAACACCAUAUUCUUUGGCUAAGCUUCCUAUAACUAGUGACGUUCCUGAAGGUUGUGUCAUCGUAAAGGAGCACAUUCCCAUCACAAAUCUUUUUACCUGUCUAUGGUUCAAUGAAGUUGAUCGUUUUACUCCCAGGGAUCAGUUAAGCUUUGCCACAGUGAGAGACAAAAUAAUGUCAAAAGUUAGUUGGAACAUCAAUAUGUUUUUGGACUGCGAAAGGCGUAACUUUGUGAUACAGGCAUACCAUAGAGAUUUAUUGGAGCAGUUGUCUCCUCCAGUUAGUCCGAUAAUCCGUUAUCCACCCGCUUUGCCUGAUUAUAAACCAGUUGUAAAGCCUCCUGUGAAGAAGAGUAGCAGGCGAAGGGGCGAUAGGAGAUCUGGUCAGAAGCGUCAUCGUAAAGUUGUUGCGGGUAGUAGAGACAACAAUCCAUUCUAGUUCUUUUUUUCUUUUCAUUUUUCCUUCUUUUUUUCUUUGGCUAAAGAAAAUGUGAUCUUUUUGUUUUUCCUUUCUUUCUUCUUUGAUUCAAAUUAUACAUCACGGGUUAGGAACAUGUGGUUAGAUGCGUGCAGGAUGGUCCGAAGGACAAAAAAUGGCUCAAAUUUUUGUUUCAAAAGAUGUUGAUAACUAUCCAUUUUUGUUGUAAAUACCUUUACUCGAAAUAAGUUUCAUACAAGUUGCUGCCUUUUUCUCA
This is a messenger RNA of Alnus glutinosa, 2842 nucleotides long. RefSeq names its product probable hexosyltransferase MUCI70. The record is from RefSeq and is a predicted model, not a curated record. The transcript has 9 exons. Lineage: Eukaryota; Viridiplantae; Streptophyta; Magnoliopsida; Fagales; Betulaceae. The coding region runs from base 802 to 2586 and encodes 594 amino acids.